AGGGGAAAAAGGAGAAGUGAAAAUAUUAAAAUAUCGAAAGAUACUUGAAAAAAAAAAAAAAAAAAGAAAUCACGCGCUUUAUGUUUUUGGCCUGAUGUCACCAAAAACAGGAAACUUUCAGACUUUCAGAUUCAGAGCACAUAUCACACUGACACCUGCUUGAUCUGGAGAGAUCGCUUUUUAGGUUACUGACUUUUGAAACCCAUUUCCUAAAUUAAGUGGCUCCAGUGAUGAUGGCGACCGUAUCCUUUUACGCAGCCUACCUGCUGUGCUUAGUGCUCAGCCUGGUGUGUGUGGUGCUGGUUGCCCACUGGAACUCGGCCUACCGCGGCGGGUUCUCUUGGGACGGGACAAUCACGCAAUUCAACUGGCAUCCCGUGUUCAUGGUGGUCGGCCUGGUGGUGCUGUACGGAAACGCCGCCGUGCUGUACCGCAUCCCGCUGUCCUGGACUCAAGACAAAAUGCGAUGGAAGAUCCUCCAUGCCUGCCUUCUUCUCCUCGCACUGAUCUUCACCAUCUUGGGCUUGUGUGCCGUGUUUAACUACCACAACGCCAACAAUAUAGCGAAUCUCUACUCGCUGCACAGCUGGAUAGGAAUCGCCACCAGUGCCUUGUUCGCUGUUCAGUGGGUUGCUGGAUUCGGAGCAUUUCUCCUUCCAUGCUCACCUGUGCCUCUGAGAGUGCUCGUCAAACCCACCCACGUGUGGUUGGGCUCCAUUCUGCUGGUCCUCAGUGUUGUGUCCUGCAUCUCCGGCAUCAACGAGAAGCUGUUCUCUGUGCUAAAAAAGGGAUCCAAUGAGACGCUGCCGUACAAGCAGCUGCCACCGGAGGCGGUACUCGGCAAUUCGCUCGGCGUCGUCAUUGUGGCUUUGGCACUGCUGGUCCUGAAAAUCCUGUCCAAUAAGAACUGGCAACGUCCUGAGCCGACAAAUGAGGAGGCGGGCUACAGGCAACUGCCAGGGGACAACAACUGAUGUCUCCAAGAAUUGAUUAGAGCUUUCUCUAUGCUUCAGGUUACAGUCUGAACCAGUUAAACGCACAGAUUCCAUGGUUUAUCCGCUAGGAGUGUUGUAUUAGGUUUAUUUUUGAUAUUUAUUCGCUUCUUAUUGCACGACUGUGUUUGGAGAUUUUUCAGUUUAUGGUGCAUAAAGAAGAAGCAGAACACCAAAAACGUGCUCUUGUUUGUAAUAAAUAAAUAUUCAAACACGAAUGUGCUGCAUCAUAUGAUAUUGAAAAUAAAAUGUAAUGGUUGUUCAGUUAGUAAUCAAUAAAAAGGCAAUAAAACAUGCAAUCAUGAAAACAAA
Molecule: messenger RNA, 1304 nt
Organism: Silurus meridionalis
Lineage: Eukaryota; Metazoa; Chordata; Actinopteri; Siluriformes; Siluridae
Product: lysosomal membrane ascorbate-dependent ferrireductase CYB561A3
Exons: 6
Coding region: 231-974 (247 amino acids)
Cellular component (GO): lysosomal membrane
Molecular function (GO): oxidoreductase activity
Source: RefSeq, a predicted model, not a curated record